This is a messenger RNA of Macrosiphum euphorbiae (potato aphid), 915 nucleotides long. Lineage: Eukaryota; Metazoa; Arthropoda; Insecta; Hemiptera; Aphididae. The record is from the annotation of a GenBank genome assembly.
AUGACUUUAUUUAUUAGCAUUAUUUUUAUACUGAGUUCUUACGUGUUAAUUUUUAAUAUACCCACGUCACAUGAAUACAAUAAUCAAGGAUACCAUCUAUCGACAAUGAGUAAUGUACUUACACCUUCUGAACGUUUCAUGUAUACAUUUUUUGGUACUUUGCCGAGUAGGAUUUACUACUCAUAUGAGAAACGUUGUUACGUGGUAAGAGGACAACCAGGCUAUUACAAAAACGAUCUACGGAGAAAAAAAGGAAAACGAUAUAAAGUCGUUCCUAGGUGGCAGUAUUAUUUGAGUAAAUUGUCACCAAUAAGUCUAGUAAAAUCUGGAUUUGAAUUUCUUUCGAUCGGAAAAGCUCUGCUGCUUGGAGGAGGUUUCGGUGAUGGUGACGAAGAGGAAGAUCCAGAAAGUGGUGGUGCAGAUCCUGAUGAAGAUGGUGAUGCAGAUGGUGAUGCAGAUGAUGGUAAUGAUAAUGAUAAAGAGCCAGGAUUAUUAUCAAAAGGUAUGAAUAUGGGAAAGGAUAUGUUUUCACCACUGUUAAAUUUUUUUGGAGGCUCUAAGGAUACAAAUAAUGACAAUAAUAAUGAAAAUAAAGAUGACAGUAAUGACAAAAAAGAUGAAAAUAAUGACAAAAAAAAUGAAAAGAAAGAUGACAAUAGUGACAAAAAUGAUGAAAAGAAAGAUGAUAAGAAAGACGAUAAGGAAGGUGACAAACCGGAAGAGUCCACAGACUAUACGGGAAUGGUUAAAGACGUAUUGACAAGUGACACUACCAAAGAUGCUGUAAAAACUGGAGUCAGCCUUUUUGUACCUGGAGGACCAGCGAUUGUAAAAGCAUUCGAGACUGCUGAAAAACUUCAAUCUGCUGGUGACAAAAUCGAUAACGUGGAAGAUAAAAUACCUAAAUUGAAAUAA